GUCUACAACCACAUCUCAAAAAGUAGACGUCUUCAUUUCAUUCCUGAAGCCGAGCAAUGAUUCAAGUUCGGCUAAUCUAAUUAUCACACCAUCGAUUGGCACAUAAACCGCAUAAGAAGAUCACAAUGACUCCACGAACCGAAACGAAGUCCAACAAACCUGACGAUGAAGCCGCCGACGUCGGCACCAAGCGCAAAGCCUCAGAAGCCUCGCCGUCCAACCAUAACGAGGAUGAUGAACCCGAUACUAAAAGGGCCAAGACUGAGAAUGCAAAGGCAAUGGUGGAGUGGCUCCUGAGCGAUGAAGCCUUCUCCCUCGCCUUCCUAGCCCACCCACCAGGCCAAGGCGAAAUCGACUGGGAUGAAGGCCAACACGGCAAAGACCCUCCUCCCAAAAACGCCGGGAAGAAAGCCAACACCAUCAAUGCCUCAAAGAAAGAAGAUAACAGCGAUGGCAAUAAUGAAUACAAUGAUGACGACAAAGCACCCAGUCUAACCUACCCAGACUCCACCCUCACCCCCUUCCAAAACCUCGUGGCCGCCCUCCUCCUAAGCAAACCCAUCUCCCACCGUCUCGGCCUGCGGACGCCGCGGGACCUCGACGAAGCUGGGUUCGAGGGGCGGAGGAAGGUGAUGUGGGAGGCGAGGACGCAGCAUAAGGAGAAGACUGCUGAAGAGGGAAAGGGAGAGAAAGACGAAGGGGAUGUUGAGAAGAUGACGGCGUUGAGGGAGAUGGUCAAGGGGAUGGAGGCCGAGGAGGCGCAGAAGAAGGUUGAGAAGGUGUUGACUGAUGGGAUUAAAGGCGUUGGACCGACUGGUGCUGGGAUCUUUUUGAGGAGGGUGCAGGAGGAGUGGGAGGAGGUGUUUCCUUAUGCUGAUAAGAGAUCUCUUGAGGCUGCUGGGGAUCGGGGCAAGUUUGUGAGGAUGUUGGAUGUGCUUGUUGGAAUUCAACUUGAGAAGAAGAUGGAGGAGGCGCUGAAGAUGGCGAGGGGAGAUGGGAAGUAG
Molecule: messenger RNA, 1004 nt
Organism: Colletotrichum phormii
Lineage: Eukaryota; Fungi; Ascomycota; Sordariomycetes; Glomerellales; Glomerellaceae
Exons: 3
Coding region: 126-1004 (292 amino acids)
Source: RefSeq, a predicted model, not a curated record